AUGGCGGAUGCACUGACAAAGACGGAUCUCCAGGGCGCAUUGCCGCUCAUCGCUCGAGGCAAGGUCCGCGACCUGUACGAAGUCGACGACAAGACGCUUCUCUUCGUCGCGACCGACCGCAUCUCCGCAUACGAUGUGAUCAUGGAGAAUGGCAUCCCCAACAAAGGCGUCCUCCUCACCCUCUGCACAAAAGCCUGGUUCAAGAUCCUGCAAGACGCCAUCCCUUCGCUGCGCACGCACUUCCUUACCCUCGACCUGCCCCCGCAGAUCCCGCCGUCCUUGCGGCCCACGCUGCAGAACCGGAGCAUGCAGGUUCGCCGGCUGAAGGUGUUUCCGAUCGAAGCCAUCGUGCGAGGAUACAUCACCGGCUCCGCGUGGAAGGAGUAUCAGAAAUCGGGGACCGUCCAUGGCAUACCGUUGCCUGCGGGGUUGAAGGAGAGCCAGGCGUUCCCCGACGGGCCUCUGUACACGCCUAGUACCAAGGCAGAGCAGGGAGAGCAUGACGAGAACAUUCAUCCUGAUCAAGCUGCCGCCAUCGUCGGAGAACCGUACGCCUCCAAGAUCGCCUCUCUCGCCGUCCAGCUCUACAAGACCGCCCACGCAUACGCCUACGAACGCGGCCUCAUCAUCGCGGACACCAAGUUCGAGUUCGGCCUCGACCCGGAAACGGACGAGGUGGUGCUCGUCGACGAGGUCCUAACGCCCGACUCGUCGCGGUUCUGGCCCAGGGACAAGUACGUGGUGGGACAGAGCCAGGAGAGCUUCGACAAGCAGUACCUGCGAGACUGGCUCGUGAAGGAAGGUCUGAAGGGCAAGGAAGGCGUCCGCAUGACCGAGGAGGUGGUGCAGAAGACGGCGGAGAAGUAUCGGGAGGCGUGGGAGAGAAUUACCGGUGGUACUGAGUCAUAG
Messenger RNA from Rasamsonia emersonii CBS 393.64, 909 nucleotides. RefSeq names its product Phosphoribosylaminoimidazolesuccinocarboxamide synthase. Gene Ontology annotation, molecular function: phosphoribosylaminoimidazolesuccinocarboxamide synthase activity. Gene Ontology annotation, biological process: 'de novo' IMP biosynthetic process. The record is from RefSeq and is a predicted model, not a curated record. Bases 1 to 909 code for a protein of 302 amino acids. Gene Ontology annotation, cellular component: cytoplasm. The transcript is spliced from 3 exons. NCBI's taxonomy places the organism in Eukaryota, Fungi, Ascomycota, Eurotiomycetes, Eurotiales, Trichocomaceae.